CCUGAGAUAGGGACGACAUUCGCAAUCGUGGAACUCGAGUAGCCAGACGUCCCAACAUGCGUGCGAUACUUAUUGCCUGUCUACUCGCGGCGGUUUCCACCCAGGUGAAAUCACAGGAAUGUGGCAGGCCAAUCAGGCCAGCGGGACAAUUCCGUGUAGUUGGCGGCAGAGUAGCUCAGCAUGGCUCAUGGCCAUGGCAGAUUUCCCUUCACCAGUAUGGCCAAGGACACAUUUGCGGGGGAUCCAUCAUCAACAACCGUUGGAUCUUGUCUGCUGCCCACUGCUUCAAAACCAGGCGCACAGACCAGUUUAAGGUAGUUGUAGGAGAGCACAGUCAGCACAUGCGUGAAGGGACUGAAGCGGGCCACUUGGUGGAGCGCCUCGUGAUCCACGAGAGAUGGGCUGGUCAAGCAACAGACGAUCACGAUAUCGCCCUAUUGAAGCUGCAGACACCCAUAAACUUCAAUGACUACGUGAAGCCAGUCUGCCUCGCCUCCGGGUAUAACGAAUUUGAGGGACAUAGUGACUGUUGGGUUAGCGGAUGGGGGCAAACCCAAGGCACAGGGGAUCAAAGAUUCCUGCAGCAACUUCAGUCUCCAAUGGUCAGCAACGCAGCAUGCAACCGUAAUUACUGGGGCGGUGCUGUCCGGCAAGGAAUGACAUGCUGGGGGAGUGGUUACACAGGGGCUUGCAUGGGCGAUUCCGGUGGCCCACUGGUAUGUCGCAAGUCUGGAACAUUCUACCAAGUCGGCGUGGUAUCAUGGGGUGACACGUCCUGCAUUCGCAACGGGGCUUCCAGUGUCUUUACACGGGUCGCAGCUUAUCGUCAAUGGAUUAGCGCAGUUAUUUCUCGAUACUAAUUACAUUUAAUCACUCGGUGUGGAACCACCGACCAAUCAGCAAGGAGAUACUGUCAUUUGAAAACAAAAUGAAUAAAAUGUACCCUUGAACGGUAUCAGAAUUCGUCAAAUAAUCGCUGA
Messenger RNA from Lineus longissimus, 980 nucleotides. RefSeq names its product elastase-1-like. Gene Ontology annotation, biological process: proteolysis. Gene Ontology annotation, molecular function: serine-type endopeptidase activity. Lineage: Eukaryota; Metazoa; Nemertea; Pilidiophora; Heteronemertea; Lineidae. The coding region runs from base 57 to 860 and encodes 267 amino acids. The record is from RefSeq and is a predicted model, not a curated record. The transcript has 6 exons.